CGAAUUUUAUCGAAAAAAAUAGCAGACGACAUAAAAAGCAGAAGUCAAAUAUUUUCCUAGAGAGAAAAUCAAGACUACUAUAAUUUAUAUUCAAUUGUCAAUAAUAAAAUAAAUAUUAUUUAAAAAAAUAAUGGCUGCAGUGAAAUUUGGGCCACAUUUAAAAGAAUUACGAAUUUUACUUUGUCAAACAUCAAAGUCGAGUCAAGGUGCUAGAGAAUUUAUCGAACAACAAUAUGUGUCUUUAAAAAACAACAAUCCUUAUUUUCCAAUUUUAAUUAGAGAAUGUUCAGCAAUUGAACCCAAAUUAUAUGCUCGUUUUGAAUAUGGAAAAGAAAAAUGUGUAGCAUUAGCAAAUUUAAAAUCAGAUGAUAUUCUCAGUAAAGUUAAGGAAUUUAAUGUUUCUCAAUAAUAGAGAUCAACCAUAAAGUAUAUAAUUUAUUUAGUUUAUUGAAUGCCUGUACAAAAAGUAUGUAAGUUAAAGCAAAAUUAUUAAAUUGUUUUAAACAAAAAUAUAUAAACUUGUAGAAUUUUUAAUUAAAUAGAAAAUUUAAAUUUUAAUUAUA
Leptopilina boulardi is the source of this 563-nucleotide messenger RNA. RefSeq names its product NADH dehydrogenase [ubiquinone] 1 alpha subcomplex subunit 2 (gene ND-B8). NCBI's taxonomy places the organism in Eukaryota, Metazoa, Arthropoda, Insecta, Hymenoptera, Figitidae. The transcript is spliced from 3 exons. The record is from RefSeq and is a predicted model, not a curated record. The coding region runs from base 131 to 409 and encodes 92 amino acids.